Messenger RNA from Arabis nemorensis, 3027 nucleotides. Lineage: Eukaryota; Viridiplantae; Streptophyta; Magnoliopsida; Brassicales; Brassicaceae. The record is from the annotation of a GenBank genome assembly.
AUGGCGCCGAGUAGACGGGAUUUACAGCUAACUCCGAUAACCGGAGAUGGAUCUUCGGCGGCGGAGAUCGGUGCGAUGGAAGAAGUUCGUCUUCUAGAUUCGUAUGAUGAUGAUGAAGAGAACGCCGAUGUUUUGAGUAAGAUCGAGGAAGGAGGUGGAAGCGGUUUAAGGAAGAUUCAGGUUGGAGUAACCGGUAUGACUUGUGCUGCUUGUUCGAAUUCCGUCGAAGGUGCUUUGAUGACCGUUAAUGGCGUCUUUAAAGCAUCUGUUGCUUUGUUACAGAACAGAGCCGAUGUCGUCUUCGACCCCAAUUUAGUCAAGGAAGAGGAUAUUAAAGAAGCAAUAGAGGAUGCUGGAUUUGAGGCAGAGAUUUUGGCAGAGCCUGUUACUACUACUGGGACAAAAACACAGGCUACUUUGGUUGGACAGUUUACAAUUGGAGGCAUGACAUGUGCAGCUUGUGUUAACUCAGUUGAAGGUAUUCUAAGAGAUCUUCCGGGUGUGAAAAGAGCAGUGGUAGCCUUGGCUACAUCAUUAGGAGAAGUUGAAUAUGAUCCAAAUGUAAUCAACAAAGACGAUAUUGUUACUGCAAUCGAAGAUGCUGGGUUCGAAGGUGCGCUUGUGCAGAGUAAUCAGCAGGACAAACUUCUUUUGAGGGUUGAUGGCGUCUUAAACGAGCUUGACGCUCAGGUUCUAGAAGGUAUAAUUACUAGAUUGAAUGGGGUUAGACAGUUUCGUCUUGACAGGAUAUCAGGAGAGCUUGAGGUGGUGUUUGAUCCGGAAGUUGUAAGUUCAAGAACUUUGGUUGAUGGGAUUGAAGGAGAAGGAUAUGGGAAGUUCAAGUUGCGUGUCAUGAGCCCUUAUGAAAGGUUGACUUCAAAAGAUACUGGAGAGGCCUCAAAUAUGUUUCGGCGCUUUAUCUCCAGUCUUUCUCUCAGUAUUCCUCUCUUCUUCAUCCAAGUAAUCUGCCCCCACAUUGCUGUUUUUGAUACCGUACUGAUAUGGAGAUGUGGACCCUUUAUGAUUGGUGAUUGGUUGAAAUGGGCCUUGGUAAGUGUUAUUCAGUUUGUUAUUGGCAAGCGCUUCUAUGUUGCCGCAUGGAGAGCUCUUCGAAAUGGUUCAACUAACAUGGAUGUGCUGGUCGCUUUGGGCACGUCUGCGUCUUACUUUUAUUCUGUUGCGGCUCUUUUAUAUGGAGCAGUCACUGGCUUUUGGUCUCCAACUUACUUUGAUGCAAGCGCCAUGCUAAUCACGUUUGUCUUGCUGGGAAAAUAUUUGGAAUCUCUUGCAAAGGGGAAGACCUCAGAUGCUAUGAAGAAACUAGUACAACUUACUCCAGCAACAGCGAUUUUACUAAUUGAAGGCAAAGGAGGAAAGUUUGUAGGGGAAAGAGAGAUAGAUGCAUUACUGAUUCAGCCUGGUGAUUCAUUAAAAGUUCUUCCUGGUGGAAAGAUCCCUGCAGAUGGUGUAGUGGUCUGGGGUUCAAGUUAUGUCAAUGAAAGUAUGGUCACUGGUGAAUCAGUUCCUGUAUCAAAAGAGGUUGAUUCUCCAGUAAUAGGAGGUACUAUUAAUAUGCAUGGUGUUCUCCACAUGAAAGCUACAAAAGUGGGAUCUGAUGCAGUUCUGAGCCAGAUUAUUAGUUUGGUCGAGACGGCCCAGAUGUCCAAAGCUCCUAUUCAGAAGUUUGCGGAUUAUGUUGCAAGUAUUUUUGUUCCGGUAGUGAUUACUUUGGCAUUGUUCACUUUAGUGGGCUGGUCAAUUGGUGGAGCUGUUGGAGCUUACCCAGACGAAUGGCUGCCGAAAAACGGGACUCACUUUGUUUUCUCACUUAUGUUCUCGAUAUCCGUUGUGGUAAUUGCUUGUCCUUGUGCACUCGGCUUGGCAACACCGACUGCUGUUAUGGUGGCAACAGGAGUUGGCGCAACCAAUGGUGUAUUGAUCAAAGGAGGUGAUGCAUUGGAGAAAGCUCACAAAGUGAAGUAUGUUAUCUUUGACAAAACAGGCACCUUAACUCAAGGAAAAGCUACCGUGACAACCGCAAAAGUUUUCUCAGAGAUGGACCGUGGAGAAUUCCUCACACUUGUUGCUUCUGCUGAGGCUAGCAGUGAACACCCAUUGGCAAAAGCUAUAGUUGCCUAUGCUCGGCAUUUCCACUUCUUUGAUGAAUCCAGUGAGGACGGCCAAAAAAAUAACAAAGAGUCUCAAAACUCUGGAUGGUUACUCGAUACUUCAGAUUUCUCUGCCCUUCCUGGAAAAGGAAUUCAGUGCUUAGUCAAUGAGAAGAUGAUCCUGGUGGGAAACCGUAAACUUAUGUCAGAAAACGCCAUAACAAUCCCAGACCAUGUCGAGAAGUUUGUUGAGGAUCUUGAAGAAAGCGCAAAGACGGGAGUCAUUGUAGCCUAUAAUGGCAAAUUAGUCGGCGUGAUGGGAAUUGCGGAUCCACUUAAGCGAGAAGCAGCUGUUGUUGUGGAAGGUCUCCUUAGAAUGGGUGUUCGGCCCAUAAUGGUUACAGGUGAUAACUGGAGAACAGCAAGAGCAGUCGCCAAAGAGGUUGGUAUCGAAGAUGUGAGAGCGGAAGUAAUGCCAGCGGGGAAAGCAGAAGUUAUCCGUUCACUCCAAAAAGACGGUAGCACAGUAGCGAUGGUAGGAGACGGAAUCAAUGAUUCGCCUGCUCUAGCCGCUGCCGACGUGGGAAUGGCGAUUGGUGCAGGGACGGAUGUAGCAAUAGAAGCAGCUGAUUACGUUCUGAUGCGAAACAACUUAGAAGACGUUAUAACAGCCAUCGAUCUCUCACGGGAAACCUUAACAAGAAUCCGUUUAAAUUACAUUUUCGCCAUGGCGUACAACGUAGUGUCAAUCCCGAUAGCAGCAGGAGUGUUCUUCCCGGUACUGCGGGUGCAACUGCCGCCAUGGGCCGCGGGAGCGUGUAUGGCACUCUCAUCGGUUAGUGUUGUUUGCUCGUCUUUGCUUCUUAGAAGAUACAAGAAGCCAAGACUUACCACUAUUUUGGAAUUCACCAAGGAGUAA